UGAUUGUUUUCAAUAUGUCUGCCACGGUGGUUUGAGAGAUGAAUAUUCGAUUUGAAAAUGGAUUGAUAUACAGAAUAGUGUAGACAUUAUAUGUGGAAGAACAAAAAUAUAUAGAGUCAUGCUGUAAAUUUGUGUUUUAUUGAAAACAAGGCAAAAAUCGUGUAAAUUAAAAUUAAUAUGGCAGCUAUGCAGACACAAACACAGCCAGUUCCAGUUACUGGACUGCCAAGUAGAGAUGGAAUCAGCGAAACGAAGAAAAUUCCACUUGUUGGGCAUAUCAUCACAGAUGAUGAUCUGGGAAUACUGCAGGGAACUGUGUUAAAGCCUGUGAACUUGAACAGAGUUAUCAAGCUUCUGACAGAUCAGCAUUCUGCUAUGCUAUAUGACAGACAUUGUAAUGUCCUAAAGAAAUUGGUCAGACGCUAUGAAAAGGGAUUUUUAAUGAAGGAGCUGGUACAGGUGUUCAAGCUGCUGAACAUCUGUGCUGACCGCGUGGAGGAGCAGCCAUUGUAUGAACAACCAAUCAUCGAGCUGCUCAUGAUCUGCAGCUUACCGUUCCUCAAAGAAAAGUCGUCCGAUGAGAUGGUGUACGAGCAGAUUGUUGUCGAGUCUGUCUCACAGCUAGGUUAUCUUAUGAGAGUACCGAGCAGUGAUGUCCGAAAACAGAUUUGUAAAACACUUUACUGUUUUUACACUGAAGCACCACAGAAUCAAAUUGUGCAGAAACACAAGGCAAUGACAGUGGCUUAUAAUCAGAUGAUUGUAGAAAACAGUGACAUUUCGGAAACUCUAGUUAAGUCAUUGGCCUUGUUGGACAGUGAUCUGGAUGUGAAGCAGGAGGUUCUCAAAGUGUUGCAAAGAUUUUCUAAAAACUCACCAAAAAAUUGUGAUCAGAUGUUGCGAGCAGAUGGAGCAAAGCAUAUCUGUUACCGUUUCAUGGACCCGGAUCCGAGUGGGGAGGUUCUCUUUAGGUCGGUGGAUAUCAUCUGGAACUUGAUGGAGCACGGAGACACGGCUCAGAUAGCUCAACAACUCAACAACUUGACAUGCAUCAGUCAAAUUCGAGAUGCUUUCCUGUUUGAACUUGGACAGGGAUUUAGUCAUUAUGAUCGUCAGCUGCGAAAUGACCUUCUCGUCAUAGCAACACUGAUAGCAGCAAAAUGUCCGGGAACACCAUUCAUCGAGACAGGUUUUAGCAAACAGCUGGUCGUGUUUGCUACUUUCCAAGAAGUGAAGAGUCACAAUGUUUUGGUGAAACACUUGAAGCUGUCUACAAACCACGAAGAUUUUGAGAUGAAGAAACUUCUAUUCAGUCUGCUUGUGGCUCUCAGCAACGACAGUUCUGUCAUUCCGAUUCUGUCGGAAGGUCACUUGCUGCUAGCUCUGUUCUCGUACGUGAGAGCGAACGAUGAGACCCCGGGCGUGCGAGAGUGGACUCAUGCUCAGUUCGAGGAGAUCCAGCUACACGCCAUGUCAUGUCUGUGCACACUCUGUCCCCUCAUGAUGGAGGACUACAUGACCUGUCAGGGCAGCACGCGCCUCCUGCUCUUACUAGAGUGGUGUGUCGGGCCAGAUGACUUCAAGGGGCAUGGUAACAGCUUUCACGGAAGUGGUGGCCGGGGCAGCAAGAAAGCUCAGAUGAGACACUGUUUGCGACUGAUGCGACGUAUCGUAUCCACCGAUGACAGUGUUGCUCUACAAGAUCUGGCUGACCAGGGGGCGAUUAACCAACUCAUUGGAAUUCUGACUACAGCAUUUGGAGAGAAGAGAAUGGAUGAUGGUGUGGACAUUGAAAUGCAGUCUGACAUUCUCUUUAUUCUGUCAUCUCUUUGUGAUGGAGACAUGCACCGCAAGGAGUUGUUUGGCAAUCAGGGUGUAGAUAUUGUUGUACAGUACCUGCAGAUGGACACUAAGCUACUUAACAGUGGACUUGGGCAUCAUCGCUUGUUGCUGGCCGCCAUUGACUGUGCAUGGUGUGCUAUUGUUGGAUGUUACAUGACUGAGGAUUACUUCUUGGAAAGGGAAGGUGUAUUUCUUCUUAUAGAUCUUCUGGAGGUGUGUCCGAAAAACAUGCACAACCUGAUAGUGGGCUGUCUGCUCGACCUGUGUGAGAACACGAAGACCGUGAAUCACGUGCUCACAUGGCAAGGGAAAGACAACUCCACAGCCGCUCACCUGUUCUGUGAAAUCUGGAGAAACGAGGAGAGGGAGAUAGGAGCCAGACGAGAUGAACUAGGCUCUAUAAUCGAUGCCCGACAUCCACUGAUGGGAAGAAUGCAAGAAGAAUUAGGAGUUAUUUCCCUUCCUGCCAAGUAUAAAAGUCAGGCCAUUGUCGAUGUCCUCGAGAACAUGAGAGCUAAAAUAUAUUCCAUUUUCUGUAAAAUUGGCUUUGCCGAAUUACCUGGGCUCGAUGUUGCAGAUCACGUUACUCUGACAAUGAUUGAGAAGUAUCUAGACUUUAAGAUAGGAGAGGUGUGGACAGAAACCAUCAACGAGCUAGAAAUGGAACACAUCCGUCCAGUGUCACCUGACCUUGAGGCUCUGGAAGCAAUUUCACGUGCCGUAGAGGAGCGCGCUCAGAUUGUUGGCGGUACUCAGAUUGAGCUACUCGAAGCUCAGAGGAAUCAAGACAUUUUGGAUGAACAGGAAUUCUAUGCCGAGAUUCGUGAAAAUCACAGACAGAAGGAAAAAGCUUUAAUUGACUUUACUGACUUUGUAACAAGAACAUCCAACUUCAUAAUUCUUAAGGCUGCCAAAAACAGACAGGAAAUCGCAAUUGAUGCUUCCCGAAUCCAGACCAAAUACAGAGACAAGCAAAACUUCCACAAUACAGAUAUUCCAGGACUUCACACAACAGUGUUCAGUGGUAAAAAUGUUGAUAUAGACAGUACGCCUCACAAGCUCAUCACACAGUUGCUGGACGGUACUAAUGUGGAACAGGUUCAAAGGAAGUGCAUCAUUCCAAAACACCUUACCAUGUAGAUAUGAGUGCCAAACUUUUGAUGCCUAAUAUCUUUGAAGAGUGGCCUUGACAUUGGUUGAUCUGGAAUCAAGAAUAGAUAGAUGAUUUGAAUGUGGCACAUAUAUGACCUGUCAACCUACAGUAUACAUUUGUGUUUUCAGUAGCCAUUCCAAUGAUUCCAUUUUGUAGGGUCUUCAUAGGCAGGCUUCUUUUAAAAAAAAAAUCUAACCAUGAUGGCUGAAAAAAAGAGAAAUAAUUUCAGUGCGAUUUGCUGCCAAGUUACAGCAAAACAAAAACAAAAACUUUCUUAAGCUUGGUUUAACUUUUGACUUACAAAAGACCGAACAAUUUAGGUAAAAGUUGAGCAUGUUGCAGAUCAUCAUACUCGUUUGUCAAGUGUAUAUUUGUACUAUUAUAUACAAUUUAAAUUUUAGAAGAAUAGUUCUUCAUGUAAAUGUUGCAACUGAAUGUGAAUUGCCAAAAAUGAAUGGUUUACUGUGUAAAAUUAAUGUUCUGUAAAUAUGGAUACCUUCUUGCUUGUGUAACAAAGAACAAUACAAUUUAAGUUACAGUAUGCUGGACGUUACAAAAUUAUCCCAUUUGUUUCUGAACAUACAGAGAACUACAUCAAGGUUGUGAGCUGUAGGAAAAUAUUCAGCUAAUUACAAAAUUAAAAUGUGGAAUUCCAGGGUAAUUUCAAUUCCAACAAAACUUUAUGUAGUACCUUUGAGCAUUUUAAUACCAGAAUUAAAUACUAAAAAAAUAAAAGUAAAAACAAUCUGAAUUCAGAUUCGAAAUAAGUAUUUUGUAUUUCGUGUGGGCUGUGAGAAAAGUAAAAUAUAUAAAAUAUGUCAAUUGUAAGUCAUCCAUUUACCUGUUAAAAAACGUACAUAUUCAAGUGAUACAUGCACAUGGUUCUUUUGAAAUGGUCUCUGGUCUACAGGUUUCCAUUGUUUGUCUCCCUAUUGUAUUGACAACCAAAGGUGUUAGUGUAUACUUGUGAUUCCUUGUAUAUCUGUAAAUAAACUUACUAUAUACUA
Molecule: messenger RNA, 4002 nt
Organism: Gigantopelta aegis
Lineage: Eukaryota; Metazoa; Mollusca; Gastropoda; Neomphalida; Peltospiridae
Product: cilia- and flagella-associated protein 69-like
Exons: 22
Coding region: 178-2982 (934 amino acids)
Biological process (GO): positive regulation of flagellated sperm motility
Cellular component (GO): non-motile cilium; sperm midpiece
Source: RefSeq, a predicted model, not a curated record